CCCAACAAAAGUUCAAAACGAUCAGCUGUUUUUGACAUGCAUUUUACCAGACAUUUGUUGAAUGAGGUAUAAAUAAACAAUAAAUUAACAUUGAAACGCGAACCAAACAAACGUUACAUAAACAUAGCAAGAUAAUAAUUCAACGUAAACAAAAACAAUUUUUCGAACAUGAUUGAAAUGGCAUUAGAAGAAGAUUUGCCAGAGGAAUUUAAGGGUGGCACCCUUCGCAUAAAUCCUGAUGCCAAAAAUGAUCCGCCCAAAACUGUAAAUCCUGCCUUUGAUAAAAUUGAUAAGAACCCGUCAGAUAUAAAUAAUCAGAGCAACAGUUGUCAUUGGAAGAAUGCUUUUAUUGCACCACUAUCAUCAAUACCAAAUAAAAUAUCUGAAACAAUAUGGAGUUCCAAGGGAAGCAAAGAUGAAACUCCACCGCAAACAGCGACAUCAACAACGGCCCCAGUGACUGCCAACGAAAAGAGCUUACAGCCAGCAAUCAGUAUUAAAGAAGACCCCAACAAUUUUUUUACUUUUCGUGAUGGUGUUAUCGACAGGGCAGUCAAAGAAUGUACCGCUCACCUGUUAGACGAGUCUGAAGGACCAGUAUAUGCAUCUUUUUUGCUCACGCAAAUCAAUCAUUGGGAUACUGACAAAGAACGCUUGUUGAUGUUGACUGCCAAGAAUCUGAUAUUAGUUAAGUAUGAUUUUAUUGCACUGAGACGCUUGGGUUGCAGAAAACUACAAUUCAGCGACGUAGAGGGAAUUGUUAUUGGUAACUUAGUUUAUCCUAAUGGGUCACUUAUACCAGAUCGUAAUAUGAGAGGAAUUCGUUUGCUGCUUAAGCAAGACAAACCGGAAACCUUGACUUCAAAAUGGAAUCCUUUUAAUAGUGAAGUUCCUUUUUUGACAUUUACAUACCAUCCUCUCUAUUUUCAUAAAGACUGUACAGAUGAAAAAAUUCGCAAUAUAUACAACUUGGACCUUUUCAUCGAACACAUUUGCCUGUCCAUACAAAAAUGGAAAGAAAACAGCAUCAUCCUACAACACAACAUCCUUUUGGAGAAUUACGUGGGCCUCGGUUCCGUAAUACACAACAGAAACUCGCUCGGAUUUUUCAAAGUGAGAGGAAAAUUCAGUUUCUAGACGAAACAAAUAAUAAAUCGAAUUUAAAGUAAUCUCGAUGUGAUAUGUAUUAUUUUAGAGUCAAUUAAUCAAUGCUUAUGUAAAAAAAAAAUUGGGUAAAUAAUAUAUGUGGGGUUGCAAAUCAAUAUUUUUCGCUUAAAAGUCGUGCUAAAGAUUGAAUAAUAUUUUUACUGUUUAAGAAUAAUAUAUAUCAAGUAAAAUUGUAAAUUAAAUGGUUUUGUGGAAAUUAACGGUUUCUACCAAAAAUAAACCCCGCUGGUGAAAUAAGUUCGAAUUUUCAAUAAUUUCGUCUUCAAUAUUGAUUGCGUCUUUUUCAUUUCUGUUCUCAUCUUCUCCAGAACAAAAUGUUCAUUUUUCUUUGUUAUCUCAGUCUUUCAUCCAGUUUGAAAUUUUCACCACACAAUUCCCUCAUUUUCUACUUCCUUUCUUUUGUUCGGAAGUUUUGCCGUCUACCCGUCUACUAUGUUUCUAAUUGAUGUUGCAUCGUCUGUAUUUUUGUCUCUUUCUACAAUUAACCUGUGCGGCCUGGAGCCAUCACGGGUUGCUUCAAUUUCAAAAAACGUUAGUUUCGAACUAUUGUUAUUCGAACCUAUUUCACCAACUCACUGAAAUAUUUUAAAUAUGGCGUAACUUAAGUCGUACUAAACGUUGUAAUAGAUAAAUUAAGAAUAACGGCCAUAAUUGUGGUUGUAAAAAGUUAAAAUUCGAUUGUUUUUACAAUCUGAAAACAAAAUAAGUAUCUGAAAGGUCUGUACAAAAUACCAUAUUUUAUCUUAGUGAAAAGUUACUCUCAAUAUUAACCUCAUUUCGACAACCGAUUUAAUGCCAAAAUUUUUUCCAUUAAUUUCAAUGUUAUUUUGUUGAAAGUCUGUUACUCCGCUGGCGUUACAACUAAAAGGUAAAAAGAGCUUAUGGUCGAACCAUUUUUUUAUUGCCUUAAUGUCGGUGUCUACUUUUGCUUUGAGUUGUUUCCAAGUGUCUGCUUCAUAAAAAAUGGCAAUAUCAUCUGCGUAUCCUAUGAUUUCACCAGUUGUAUCUAAGUGAAACAGCUCAUUCACAUACAGAUUAAACAAAAUAGGCCCUAGGACUGUACCCUGUGGUACACCAUAUUCAAUAGAUGCUUCUUCACUUAUGUUAUCCCCUACUCUUACCACUUGGUUUCUUGUGCAUAGAUAACUUUUAAAAAGAGUUAGAACGUUUCCCCUGAUCCCCACGUCUUCUAGGGUUUGGAUCAGAGAUGGAUGACUUACCGUGUCAAAAGCCUUACCUAAAUCUAUAAAUAGGCAUAAGCAAGAUUUCCCAUUUUCCAGCGAUUUGUGUAUAUUUUUUGUUAAAUUUAAAAUAGCGUCCACAGUUGAGGUCUUUUCUUUGAAUCCAUAUUGUUUAUUUGACAAAAGAUUAUAUCUAUUUAAAACUUUAGCCAGAUGACUAAUCAAUGAUAUUGGUCUAUAGUUACCAACAGAUGUUUUAUCUCCAUUUUUAUAAACAGGUACUACAAUAGAGCUUUUGAAUGCAUCAGGCCAUAUUCCCUUUUCAUUACUUUUAUUUAUUAUGUAAGCUAAUGGAUCUGAGAUAUGAUAGAAUACCUUUUUUAAAAGCUCUGAUUUAAUUUCAUCAAUUCCUGGAUAUUUAUUAUUUUUUAAAACAUUAAUGAGGUUAAAUAUUUCCUUAGAAUUUGUAGGUGUUAGUAGCAUUGAAUUAGAUAAAGUUUUUGAUUUGCAUUUAUACUUAGCGUCUUUUUUAAUUUUUUCUGCAAGUGUUUUCCCGAAGUUGACAAAUUGUUUGUUAAAUUCGUUAGCUAUCUGCAUGUUAGUAGUUAAUAAAACUUCAGUAUUAUUGAUAAUUUUUUCAAUAUUACAUUUUUUAGUUUUCCUUCCGCAAAGUCCAUGUACCGUGUUCCACAAAUAUUUUGAAUUAUUUUUAUUUUUUUCAAGUUGUUUUUUAUAAUAAUUUUGUUUAUUUCUCUUUCAUUUGUAAGUUUAUUUUUGAAUGACGUAUAUUCGUCUUUUAAUAAAAUAUUUUCAGGUUGUAGGAUCGUUUUUUUAUACAUUUAAUUAUUUUUAUUAAUUAACUCUAAUAGGCUAUUUGUGAGCAAAGCCAGUGUUUUUUCGUGUACAUAGCUUUUUUGUAGUGCAAUGUUUUAUCAUUGUUUUAAUUUCCGUAAUAAAAUUAUUUGCUGCAAUAUUUGGGUCCUCUAGUGUGAAAAUGGAGUCCCAUGAAUUGUUCUUAAAUAAUUCUAUGAGUUUAGGGUAAUCUAUGAAUUCUUUAUAUUUUGUAAUAAUUGAUUUUUUCUUUCAUCCUCAAAAACGACUUGCAGAAUAAUUGAAUCAUGAUCGGUAAUGUUUGAUUUAAAUAUUAUUUGGAUGGUCAUAUUAAUCGACUCAUAUUUUUUUGGUUUAAGGAAAAUGUGGUCUAUACAAGUUUUUUGUCUAGUAGGUUUGUUUAUCAUUGAUAUGUAUCCAAAUUCAUUUAGUAUAUUCAAGUACUCCGUUUUAUUGUAAUUAUUUUCUAAAAUGUUUAUAUUUAUCUCCAAGAAAAAUGCUGUAUUCGUAUUUUUUGACUGAUUUUCUUCAAAAUAUUCUUGUAAAAUUUGUAAGAAAUCAUCAGCGUUAGAUGAUGGUGAUCGAUAACAAGCAGUAAUUAAUAUAUUUUCGUUACCAAUUUCUGCUUUUAGGAAGUUUAUAGUUCCUUUAGUUAUUAUAGAAUGUUUGAAUGAAAAAAUAUUUUUAAUGAAGUAACUUUGUACUAAGAUGAGUUUAAAUUGGAUUAUAAUGGAUUUUGUAGAGAUCGUUUCUUCUCAGUUUUUGUCGUUAUAUUUAUAAAUAUGAUGGAAAUUAAUAAUAUUUGAGUUAUGAAAUAAAAACUUCUUUACAACCGAUUAUAAACAUCGAGAGGUUCUUUAAGUUAUGAUAACCAAACAUAUUUUUGAAACGAAUAUAUAUCAUUUUCGAAGAAUUACACGUAGUGUCAACCCAAUAUCCCAAAUAGGAUAAAAUAUUGUAUAUUUUGAUACUAAAAUUACAUUUCAGCUUUAGCAUACUUUCGAAUCUAACGAAUUUUAUGGUUAUAAUAAAACCCUACUAAACAUAUUUUUGGAGAGAAUCGUAUUGAUUUCAACAAAAAGUAUUCCUAAAAAAUUAGAUUUUAAGUUUCCUGGCCAAUAUAAAGAAAUAUAUCGAGUAUUAUAUCAAUUUAUUUUUGACAUAUCAUGAUGGUUUUUCAGCAUUAAUGAGAGGUUAGCAAAUACUACUAUAAACCGUAAUUAUUGUUAAUUUUUUUUAGUAGAGAAUUAGUAUUUUUCGUUUUAUUGAAUAAUUUUUACUAAUACAUGGUGGAUUGGUGAUUUAAUUUAAAUAUACAGAGUCCAUACUAUUUCAUAGUGACAGUAUUGCUGUUUUCUAAACGGUAACAGACAGAAAGUUAAAUUAGAUGAAAGUUGAUUUAUGCUCAUUAAAAUGGUGCCAAGAAUUCGUUGAUAUCUACAGGGACAUUAAAGAUAUCAUACAAAACAAUGAGUUAAUUUAAAGAAAUGACAAUUUAGAAAUCUAGAACCUUUACCUGUACAUGCAAAUUAAAUCCGGUCCACUGUCUAUAUUGCAAAAUACAAAUUACUGUUUAUAGUAUAACCUUGAUGCACACCAAAGCGACGCCUCUUGAAUGUUUUUGGGUUUCUUUUUAUUACUUUAUGCACAUAAAUGGAUAAAUGUAUAAAAAGUUGUAUUGCACUUUUGUAAUGUUUUGUUAUUUAUUUAUAUAUCUAUAUAAAUGUGUUCCUUUUUGGCCUAAAAUAAAUAUAUCUGUUUACU
This is a messenger RNA of Psylliodes chrysocephalus, 4943 nucleotides long. The record is from the annotation of a GenBank genome assembly. NCBI's taxonomy places the organism in Eukaryota, Metazoa, Arthropoda, Insecta, Coleoptera, Chrysomelidae.